GGGAGGCAGCGGGGAUACAGUAACCUGCCACAGGGACUCACAUGGUCUUGCCGCAGCGGAGCACAAACCUCAGGGACUCUCCUAACCUCUGACGCUCUGCUACUUUUUCUACAUUUCCACUUCUCACGUUUUUAUUUUUUUUUAGGUUUUCAUCUUAAAGAGUUACAUUUCUUCAUCCUUCCACACUCCCGCAGCCCAGAGUGUCGGCCAGACUCGGGCCGGUGAAGCAGCGAACAUGGCUCGGGAGAACGGAGACACCGGCAGCGGGCAGACGUGGAAGAAACACAUCGACGACAUCAAGACGAUCUUCGACUUCAAAGAACUCCUCGGAACAGGGGCYUUUUCCGAGGUGGUCCUGGCCCAGGAGAAGCAGAACGGACGGAUGUUUGCGGUGAAGUGCAUCCCCAAGAAGGCUCUGAAGGGGAAGGAGAGCAGCAUCGAGAACGAGAUCGCCGUGCUGAGGAAGAUCAAGCAUGAAAACAUUGUGGCCCUGGAGGACAUCUACGAGAGUCCAGACCACCUCUACCUGGUGAUGCAGCU
Austrofundulus limnaeus is the source of this 540-nucleotide messenger RNA. RefSeq names its product calcium/calmodulin-dependent protein kinase type 1D. Gene Ontology annotation, molecular function: protein kinase activity; ATP binding. The record is from RefSeq and is a predicted model, not a curated record. Lineage: Eukaryota; Metazoa; Chordata; Actinopteri; Cyprinodontiformes; Rivulidae. Gene Ontology annotation, biological process: protein phosphorylation.